Patiria miniata (bat star) is the source of this 5819-nucleotide messenger RNA. RefSeq names its product alkaline ceramidase 3-like. Gene Ontology annotation, biological process: ceramide metabolic process; phytosphingosine biosynthetic process. Bases 87 to 902 code for a protein of 271 amino acids. Gene Ontology annotation, cellular component: endoplasmic reticulum membrane. The transcript has 10 exons. Lineage: Eukaryota; Metazoa; Echinodermata; Asteroidea; Valvatida; Asterinidae. The record is from RefSeq and is a predicted model, not a curated record.
GCAACUAUGUAGUGCAACUAUGUACAUAAACCAGCUCGUGCCGCGCGGGAGACACAGUUGUUUUCGGGGUGUUUUGCGAGUGAGACAUGGCACCGGCGUCGGCAGAGUUUGUCGGUGCGUGGGGGAAGCCAACUUCAACGCUGGAUUGGUGUGAAGAAAACUACCUGGCAAGUCCUUAUAUUGCUGAAUUAUGGAACUCACUGAGUUGCUUUGUCAUUAUGGGCAUCCCCAUUGUGAUGCUAUUCUCCCUGUCGCGGCGGAAGGUGGAAACGCGAUUCUACAUUGGGUGCUGGUGCUUUCUAGCUGUUGGUGUUGGUUCACUGGCCUUCCAUAUGACUCUGCUGUAUGAAACACAGCUGAUGGAUGAAUUGUCUAUGAUCUUUGGAGGCUGUGUUCUGGUGUAUUUGUUCUAUAGUGACGACUACAAGCCCAACUACCACAAUUUGCCGUUAGUAGUGUUUCUACUCUUGUACGCAGUGUCAGUCAGUUGUAUUUAUAUCAUAACACAACAACCAAUCUUCCACCAGGUUGCCUUUGCAUUGCAAGUGAUCACCAUAUCGCUCAGGGGCAGUUACUGCUACCGCUUAAAUAAACAAUCAUACUCAGGGAAACUGCUUGUUCUUUCAAUUGUGCUGUAUUUGCUUGGAUUUUUGCUGUGGCUGGUGGACCAAGGAUUCUGCGCUGAUUUAAGGUCCGUCCGGGCAUUCCUACCUAGCCCGCUUGAUGGGCUUCUACAGUUCCAUGCCUGGUGGCAUACCCUCUCAGCUCUCGGCAGUCAGUGUCUGUUUGCCUUUUGCUGUCAUUCCCGUUUGAUGUUCCUGAAACGAAACCCCCAAAUCUGGACUUUGGGAUGUCUGCCUCUCAUUACGCUGGACGCCAAAGAAAAUGGCCACAUCCAAUAAAUCUACCUCAUAGAGUAAAGACAGUGUUCUUCAACACUACAACAUCGUCACAGGGUCACCAGUCUUAGAAAUUCAUGGAUACUCGGGUCUUGGCCCUAGUUGCCUCUUCAAAUGUCCACACCAACUUAAGAAAGAAGAUGCUGUUUUCAGGUAAAAACAAAAUAGUCGGUGUCCUGUAAUAAGGAAUGAAUUUCCACGGCCUGUUUUGUACUUGUUGCAAAAAGCAUGUGCUUCAUACUGCAUGCACAGGAUUAUAGCUACGAAUAAUAUUUUCCCUAGUAUAAUAACAUAGACGCUGUAUAGUUGUGAACUUAGAAAGAAACGUAUCUAAAUCAAUAUUAGGUUUUGCCCUUCACCGACGUGUAAACACUGUAUACUCGGUUUGUUACCUCCUGGAAGAAAGUUGGCAAAUAUCACUUGGGUGGGACUCGAACCCAAGACCUCCUGCUUUCUAUAUAGUGCAGACGUCUUACCACUCGACCACCGAGCUUAGGGAAUCGGUUGGCUGGUUCGAAUCUGAUGUACGUGUAGCAGCGGGUACUGCCAUUAAACUAUUCACAAGUGUCGAGGUGAUGUAAAUCAAUAUUUAGGUUUUGCCUUUCACUGACGUAUAAACACUGUGUACUCCUAUGGAAACGUAUGGUUGCAACUGAUGAAUAUGAAGUGUCCAUGUGCCAUAAAUGUGGAACCGUACUGUUUGUAAUAAUGAUGAAGAGGGUGGUGAAAUUAGGCAUAUACACAACAGCUGAAAUAAGAACUUUUAGGUGCACUGUACUUUUAUACAUUUUGGAAAGAAAUGGUGAUUUUGUAGGGCCAAAAAACCCAUCAUGUUAGUGAGGGGAAUAUUUUCGGUAAAGCCUUUUUGUGUGUGCCAAAUUCUUGUUGGUUGAGAAUAUGCAAACUACCGUCGGAUGUAUGCAUUCAUCCGUGAUCAAACCAGUAGCUGUUUAUGUUUAUGAGUUGAAUAGUUUGCCUACAGCGCGUGUUCCCUAGGCAUCCAAGCAUAACCCCAAAAGCUCUGCUCAAAAAAAAAAAUAGGGAAUGAUAAAAAGGCAUAGAAUUUGGUCAUUGAAAGUCAUUUUACGAGGCACACACCAUAGACAUAGCCAGAGGGGUGUUUAACAAAACAGGAGGUGAAAUUGUUGAACAAAAUAGUUGGAAAAUUGUGAAUUUUUUUUACUGUUGAGGCUUUUAAACAAAAAGGAUUAUGAAAGGGAAUAAUACGUGCUUACAAGUCCGCUUAAAACUGGCUAGGGCUCGGGCCAUUAUCCCAGGCCCCUAGCUGAUUUUAAACUAACUUGAUUAAAACUGGCCGAGCACAUAUUUAUUACCUUAUUAAUGAAGAUUAGUUGAACUGGUUUAUGCCUUAUUCCUUGAUUAAACUAUGAUAAUUUAAACAACCCAGUCACUCACUGUACAAUGUAUAUGUACUGAACUUUAGAAUACGAGUCAGAAUUGUGAAUGUGCACUACUACAUUUUUACAACCCACUUUGAGAUAGAGGAAUACAAAUAAUUAUCCACCAUUAUGAGGCUGCCAGCAGAAAGGUAUUUUAUAGACGAAGUCGUAUUCUGUGUAAGGUUUUAAUGGCACAUGAAAGUCGUGGUUUGUAUAAUUUUUGUCCAGACAAACACAAACUGCUUCUGUUAAUUACUCAGGUUAUUUAGUACAGUUUGUAAUACCAAAUUACAUAUUCCAAAGUUUCAGGGAAUACUCUGUUACUAGCAUUUUGAUAUGACAAAACAAUGCAGCAAAAAAAUGUGUGCACUAUUUGACAUGCAUAAUGGUACACAGUUUUUGGCUGAAUGAUUAGUCUUGGAAUGAUUAGUCUUCAGUGGAAUGAUUAGUCUUGGAAUGAUUAGUCUUGGAAUGAUUAGUCUUGGAAUGAUUAGUCUUGGAAUGAUUAGUCUUGGAAUUAUCAGUCUUGUAAAAAAAAAGGUGUGGUAAUAUAUGGUUAUAGUGAUGUGAGAAUGACUUUCAUGAUUUUUGGAUUGUGGAUUUUCAGAGCUUGAUUUUUUCCUUUGCAACUCCAAGCUGUCAAAAGGGGAAUAAUGAAAUGUGCAUGCUGGUGAAAUGAGAGAUUAUUUAUUUUGUUAUUAAUCCUCAUAUUGAUACACUUUUUCACAGAAAUGCUAGAUUCCUGUUGACAGAAUGCAUGUUUUUGUAUGUACUUUGUUUUUAUGAUAAUUUGAUCUGCUGCCCACUUGUAUGUUUUUAUAGGUUUUGUACCUUACAUUAAGAAUGUAUAUUUUUUUUAUAAUUGAUGAAUAUACCUAGCAGCAAAUUAGCAAAGCAAAAAUCUCCAUUGUUAUAUGCGGCAACGUUUGUUCGGGUGCUUGGAUUUUAUAUACAAAGAACAGAUUCAUAAUUUUUUUCUCUUCUGGCUUUAAUGAUGUGCUUGCAUUUUAUAGAGGAACAGAAAUAAUUUGGCUUGUUUCUAUCAUAAGUGCCUUUGUAUUAAAGCAAAAUACUUUUAUUAUUUUGUACAAGUUAAUGAGUUUUUAUGCAAUUUUAGGAGAAUAUCAUGCGGUUGGUGAUGGAUAUCAUUUUGUAGAGAUGUAGAUGCCAUCACAAGUCCACAAAAAGUCUUAAUUGUUACAAGUAACGGGACGAACAAUAACAAUAACCUUUUUAGAAGUUGCUUUCAACGGCUUGUUCCUUGACCUGGGACUUUCGUGAUAUGGACUCAACUACAUGUACAACACUGCAAAUCGAUUAUGAAUUUAUAUUAUAUUUGAGCACAUGUAUGGACUAUGAGUAUAUUACCGGGUAUGUAAAUAAGCUGACUGAUUUAUGAUGAGGGUGUAACCUCAACAGUUCUAAGUAUUCAUUAGUAUAGUCUUAGAAUCAGAUAGGUUUGAAGACAUACUUUCACUUCUUAUUUUUUUGCACCUGCACAGCGUGACGGUAGAGAGAGCAUGAUUUUGCUCUCUUAAUAUUUCACUUUCCAUUGGACAUCUAUAUUAAGCAAGCAUUACUCAGAUGAAAAUGCUGACUGUUCAUAUUGUCAUUGCUUGCAACUUGCUCAAAUAUGAAUAUAAACUUUGAUAGAAGCAAUGCGAUUAUUCAAAGGGCCAUCCAUUUACAAAACUCCAUAACAAUAUUCCCCCAAAACAACAAAAAAGUAAAAAAAAAAGAAGUGGAAAACGAAGUGUAUUCGUUGGUAAUGAAAUUGAAUUAUUUGAUUGUAAUUUUAAGAGUGAAAUAUCAUUUAAAAAAAAAUUGAAUUAAUGAUUAGGCUCAGAAAUCAUGAAAGUGUGCAAAUAGUUUAAAUGAUUUUCAAAUCAUGUCUUAGCUUCUUUUAAGUGAACUUGCAUUUUAAUUGUAGGGUAUGAUUAUUAUAAGUUUUUAUUGGAAAAUUAUCAUAUUUGUAUAAAUCAAAGUGAUGUAAAACAGGGGUGUGAGUGACCACUGAUAAAAACAGCUGAAAUAGAUGAAAACAGAUGAAAACGGUGUAAAAACGCUGAGCUUUGGAAAUCUCCUUUACUUUUGUACACAUCCAAGUGAGGGGAAAAAAAGUGAAAUCCAAAACAGAAAAAAAAACUGAUAUCAGCUUUAGAGCUGAGAUUUCACACCCCUGGUUAAAGUUUGUUCAGUUUUUAUUACUAUAAAUUGUACUGUUGCCAUAUUGCAUAGAUUGUAACAGCCAUGUAAAAAAUAAUUACGUGCCAUAUCAUACAAGCUCAGUAUAUAGUGUAAUUUUUUUUUCAUUUCUAUAAUUCUAAAGGGAUAUUUUUAGGGAAACAUUUGUCUGAAAUAACAAAUUUGGAAUGCUGGUGCUAAAAAGAAUUGCUUGUUUAAUUUUGGUUGGAAGCUGUUAUUUCUAGAAAUAAGGUUCUGGUGCAUGUGUUUUAUGCAGGCAUGCAACUUUUCCUCGGAUCAGCUGAUUUCUUCUCCCUUUAACUUCCCAUGUUUGCUAUUAAAAAUAGAAAAAAACACUGUACAAAGUCUUGGAAAGAUUUGAAUUUCCUCUUUGUAUGGCUUCCCAGAUGCAUGCCUGUAUAUGGUUUUUUUGGCCAAUCAAACUUUAUGCAGGCCAAGGUGAAAAAGUUGACCUGACAUGAGACAGCAUCUGCAACAAGUUUGAACAAAGAAAUUGAGUUGAACAGGAUUCAAACCUGACAACCCUGGAACACUGUACUAAAUUUCCACCAACUAAUUCAUCCUGUUUGAGCCCUAUACCUAUUGAUAAGUUGGUAGAGCACCGGUUCUGUGGUCUGUAGGUUGCAGGUUCAAAUCCUGCUCCAGUCAAUUCUUUAUUCAACCCCACCUUUCUUUCUUUUUGUUUACAGUUCCUGGAUAAGUUCAUCUUUCUUUUGAAAAAUACUGACAAAUGAAUUUGGAAGUAUAGUCAAUGCAAACUAGCAAACUAUAGGAUUUUUCAUUCAAUCUUCAAAUGUGAAUAAUCUUUCUAUGAACGUGCACUUGUAUUUGCUGUUACUUCCAUGACAAUCCAUUCAAAUGCAUAUUGGAGUUACCUUUUCACCUUGGAAAACCUUGAGGUGACCUUUCUUAUAUGAUACCCAAAACUUCACAGGUUGAUCACAGAAAAGCUUCAAAAAUGCAGUAUACAUGUAGGCUGUAUGUUACAUUUGUAGUGUUUUUUUUGACAGGUGUUUAUGUUAAUUUAGACAUUGGCUUAGGAUGUCGCAAGUUCAUUUAUAGCUCAUAAAAUUGCAGGUUGAUAAAUCAUUACCAGAACUGUAUUUGCUGUGGAUAUUGUUUGUAUUUUACGUGUUGGGGUUUUUGGGAUAUAUUUUAUCUUUUAGAAUGAAUACAUUUUCUUGAGUGGUUGAACUACAUUUAAGGUUGAGCUCCGCACUACGAACGGAAAUUUUAUUAUCAGUUUUCAAAAAAAUGUAAUUUGUGAAUGGUCAAUGUGAUAUGAAAUGCAAUAAAAUAAUAUCUUAUCUGAUCA